UUUGCUCCCGGCCGGGCCGGUUCCGAUCAGUUCUGUGUGGGCUGUCUUCCAAAGCGGUUUAGAGUCGACGGUGUGCUGGUCCUAGUCCAACCCAUAAUUUCGCGGUUUCUUCAUCUCACCCAUCAAAUGGAAUACAUAUGUACACAGUGAUCCUUUGUGAUUAGAAUUGAACGGAGAGAUCGUCUUUCCUUGAUCGUGUCUAACUGAUAUUCUGCGAGUAUAACCGAGUGAUGUUACUUCACGAGAGUGCCGCUAGCAUGGAACAGAGUGUGCCCGAGAAUCUGAGCACUCACGUGUACAAUGAGUGCGAAGUGCCAUCCUGCCGGGACUCGCCUGCCAAAAAGUUGACCCCUAGUCCACCACCUGCUCCUGUUCCUGCCUCCACAUCCACCCCUGCCAGCACCACUAAAGUGAAACUAAGCUUCAGUGUCGAUAGACUACUGGGCGCAGAUACCAGCGGCAAUCGCAAUCCAUCUGCGUCCUCCGUGAAGUCAUGUUGCGAUGGCAACAUCUUCUCCUGCUGUUCGUAUCCUCACUGUUUUAGCCAAUCUGGUGCAGAUGCCACCAAGAUGGGAUAUGUUCCGAUCCCAGGUCCUGUUCAGACCACAGCAACGCAUCCGUUUCCCUACGCCGGACUCGACAAACUGUAUCCUAGCCUGUAUCCGGAUUACAAGUCAGUGAUGAGGCCAUUGCCCAUUCGGCCAACUGAUCAUGUCUCUCCCACCUACCCCGCUUUGGCCACCAACGCCCUGCUCCGUUUCCAUCAACAUCAGCAGCAUAAGCCGCCGCUCAGUCCAUCAGCUCCUCCUCCAGGAGCGGCGAUGUUGGCGCCUCUUCACCACAGCCUGAAGAGCCUGCAACAGCAGCGAUUUCUGGGCAAAACCCAGCAACAAUUGGACAGUAUAUCCGCUUCUGCCGGAGCUGGUACCUCAAACCAGGCGAAUGGAGGAGGAGGUAACAGUAGCAGCAGUAGCAACAACAAUGGGAAGCGGAAACGCUCUUGGUCACGAGCCGUCUUUACGAAUCUCCAGCGGAAGGGUCUUGAGAUUCAGUUCCAGCAGCAAAAGUACAUAACCAAGCCCGAUCGCCGAAAGCUAGCUGCCCGCCUAAACCUCACAGAUGCCCAGGUUAAGGUGUGGUUCCAAAAUCGUCGCAUGAAAUGGCGGCAUACCAGGGAAAACCUAAAAAGUGGGCAGGAAAAGCAGCCCCACCAGCAGUCCAUACCAGCCUCGGGGGGAACAGGCAGUAGCGAAACUGGCUCCAAGCCAAGUGCAACCACCCAAGAAGUCCUGGACUUUAGCUCCGACAGCUGUUCCAGUGUUGACCUAAGUGAGGAAGCCGAUGACGACGAUACCAUGGAAAUUGAUGUGGUGGAGUAACCAGGUCCGAGAACGAAAAUCUUCGAUAGAAAUGCCAUUUAGAUGUAUUCGGAUCGCUAGCAAUAAUGUAGAUACUGCAAAAAAAAAUUAAUUUAU
Messenger RNA from Drosophila bipectinata, 1475 nucleotides. RefSeq names its product Homeodomain protein 2.0 (gene H2.0). Gene Ontology annotation, molecular function: sequence-specific DNA binding; DNA-binding transcription factor activity, RNA polymerase II-specific. The record is from RefSeq and is a predicted model, not a curated record. Gene Ontology annotation, biological process: regulation of DNA-templated transcription. NCBI's taxonomy places the organism in Eukaryota, Metazoa, Arthropoda, Insecta, Diptera, Drosophilidae.